AUGAACCCCUCCACAGACACCAAGAAUCAAGUCGUCUCUGUCUUUCAGGACCACCCUAGAUUUAUUUGUGCAACCUGUUCAGCUGUCCUGGCCCUCCAGGACGAACUUAUCAGCAAGUCUUUCUCGGGUAGGGACGGUCGAGGAUACUUGAUGCACUCCGCCGUCAACGUGAAGCUCGGAGAGAAAGAGGAUCGUACGGGCGUUCACACAGUCGCAGAUGUAUUCUGCGUCGGCUGCAACGAUCGCAUAGGAUGGUAUUACCACAAAGCUGCAGAUCAGUCUCAGAAAUACAAAGAAGGCAAAUAUCUCCUCGAACGAGAGAAGAUGGUAAAAGAAAACAACUGGAAACUCGACAAUUGA
Molecule: messenger RNA, 360 nt
Organism: Pisolithus orientalis
Lineage: Eukaryota; Fungi; Basidiomycota; Agaricomycetes; Boletales; Pisolithaceae
Product: yippee-domain-containing protein
Exons: 5
Coding region: 1-360 (119 amino acids)
Source: RefSeq, a predicted model, not a curated record